Messenger RNA from Seminavis robusta, 3099 nucleotides. Lineage: Eukaryota; Bacillariophyta; Bacillariophyceae; Naviculales; Naviculaceae. The record is from the annotation of a GenBank genome assembly.
AUGAGUGUUGUUCAAGAUCAUCAACAACUGGCCCCGCGCAGAUUCCACAUGGGCAAGGGUCCUCCUUCCUCUCCUAAUAAUAAUAGUAAAAGCAAGUCGACAAAAUGGCUGUGGCGUCGAGUAUGGUAUCUCAAAAUGACACUGUUGGCGUUGGUUGUUGGGUACUGUUUUGAAGCCGACUUUAAUUUCAAGUUUCUCAACAAUGAAGUCAUGCCUGCUUUGAAGGGUCAACAAUCGCAACGGUCGGUUUCUGGUACUACUACUGCUCAGAAUGAGAAUAAGAAGAAGGACAAGAUGACUGCCUCUGAUAAGAGACUCAUCAAGCAGCAAAUUAAAAAGAAAAUGGAGAGUGCUGCUGCCAUGGGCAACAAGACGAAAACUGCUGAUGCUGCUGUGGACAAGAAAAAGAAGAGGGCCCUCAGACAACCACCACCACCCCUCAAGCUCAAGGUCCCGUUUGCGAUUCCCACGAGCAAUACUACAACUAGCAGUAUCCCCGAACGGCAAAGGGGUCCGGAAACGCGACAGUUUGGAGGUCAAAGUAUGAACGCCAAGGACAAGGCAAGAGCCAAAGACUUGCUGAGGGCGACCAUGGAACGACACCAGAAGCGGACAAAGCGCACAAUGCCCACCUGGCCGGAACAAGGACUUGCUCCUCUUGGUAAAGGUGGUAAGAAUAAUAGCACCAAGGGCAAGAAGCGACAACCCGUGAGACUCGAAGGACGCACCAACAUUCUUCGCUAUCGACGACAAUAUCUCCUCCAAUUGGCACGACAACAGCAACUGGAAGGCAAGGAACUCAACAUUACGGGAGGCACACUCUUUUUGGGCAACAACACCACCACUGCCGAAAUUCUCAACCAGGAUCCCCAUGCUUGGAAAGGAUACGACAAGAAUCGCCUCAUUACGUUUAUUCAUGUCGGCAAGGCGGGUGGAAUGACCGUCCGAACAUCCACCGUAUUGGUCUGUUUCAAUCAUGCCGCCACCAUCAAGAACAAGAAUUGCACUCUGAAUCGAUUCCCACCUUCGGCCGUAUUGUCCAAUCAAUUGCAAUACGUCUGGCACAUGAAUCUACACGAACACAACUUGUUGGAAAUGAAUCGCAGUACCAGUUUGGUCGUGUCGUUGCGCAAUCCCGUCGAUCGCUACAUUUCCUCGUAUCGCUAUUCCCAUCCCCGCAAUUGUCACAAGGGGCUCGGAUGGAGUUGUCGCAUUCGCAAUGAAACGCAUUUCGAAGGAAAUCCUUCCCACAUGAUGUUCAAUGUCUGUUUUCCACUGCCACACAUGGAAGAGUACGCUCAAAACACAAUGUCUCCCUAUCCGGCCUUUUGGUUCAACAACAACAACAACAAUAUGACUGGGAACAUGACCACGAUGACUGGGAAUACUACUCAAAACAACAACAAUUUCAACAAUUACAGGAAUAGCAACAUGACAAAGGACGAACUCGUGGAGCAUUGUCGCAUGCUGGCUACACGACAAGCGCUUGGCAGAGGACCGGGACGGCCCAAUCCACAUGCCUACUACAAUUAUCGGUGGUACUAUACCCAUUCCGUGAAACGAUUCCAAGACAAGGAAGUCUUUGGCAUUCGGACCGAACAGGAAUUGCAAGAUUUGCGCGCAUUGGAUGUGGCCAUUGGAGGUGCCGGCGAAAUUGGAGGAGAUAUUGUCUCGCACGGGAGUGAAAACUACGCACCGUCGCCGCUCACGCCAGCAGCCUACCAGAAACUCUGUUGUAUGAUGGAAGAAGAUAUUGUGUACUAUGAAAAGUUCCUCCAACUGGUCAUUAACUUGAAUGAAACGGAAAAGAUGCAGGCCAUGGAGAGUGUCAAGACAAAAUGCAAUAUUACUACGACCUGGGAGGAAUGGAGACAAGACUGUCAAGCGCACACUAGGAUGGACAAUCACACGGGACCAGACAAUCCGAAAAAGUACAAUUUCAAGAAAAUGUCGGACUUUUGGCAUCCUCCACCAAAGAAGACUGCGUUGUCAAAGGCGGAGGUUGCCGAACGAAUUGUCAAGAAAAUGAAACGACUUCGGUACCGGACCAUCACAUUGGUGCCGAUUGCCAGCAGUCCCAUGACGCGUCGAUACACCAGCUUGUAUUGUCAAGAUCGAAUGCACAAGCAGUCCUUUGAGAGCUGCAUGGACAAGACAUUCCCCUCCAAUCUCACCAUUGCCCAUCAAGUGCAACAUUCCUUCCACAUGCACUUGACCAAAACAAAGCGAGACUACUUGCGCAGCAGUACAAGCAUCUUGGUGACGUUGCAGAAUCCGGUCGAUCGAGUGAUUACAGCCUGGUCGGGCAGUCAUCCGGCACAUUGCGAUCCCAAAAACCAACGUACUUGGAGUUGUCGACUCAAGGCAGCCGCCAAAGUAAAGGGAUUCGAAGAACACGACCUCUUUGAGGUUUGCUUUCCCAAAGCGUCCAUGGAAGACUUUGCACAGAGUACCAUGUCACCGUACCAACCAAUCUCGGGAUUGACGCCCGAACAGCAAUCCGCGUGUCGCGAUUUGGCGUUUGGAACCGCUACGGGGUAUUCGGAAACAUCCAGUACUUCGGGCAAGUACAAGGCAAUGCCUGCCAUGUACUUUAAUUAUUGGUACUACCUCGAGAGAACUUUGCGUGCAUAUCCAAAGACAGAGUUCUUUGGUAUUCGUCAAGAGAGAGAAUGGAAGGAUUUGCGGAGAUUGAACAUGUUCUUGGGGUUCAAGGGAGAUGAUGCCAACAUGGCUGGAAUGCCAGAACCAAAACCAACUCCUCUGGAUCCAGAAAUCUCUGCCCUUAGUACAAUGGCGUACCGAAAGUUGUGUUGCGUUUUGUCGGAGGAAAUUUGGCAUUACCGCGAGAUGCUCCGAGCUACCAUCAACUUGUCCAACGUGCAGCCGACCAUGGAAAAUGUACGACAUAAGUGUGGCAUCAUAACCUCAUGGGGCAGUUGGAGGGCCGAGUGCCGACACCACCUGGAAAACGACAAUUUGGAGCGACAAUCACGGGCGGAGGAGCUUUCACCAAAGCCAGGCAAGGUGCACACCACGACGGGACGUGUGACGAAACCACGAACGGUGGAAAAGGCGACAAAUAAUAAGUUGGCAUAA